Messenger RNA from Sebastes umbrosus (honeycomb rockfish), 1405 nucleotides. Its product is annotated as C-type lectin domain family 12 member B-like. NCBI's taxonomy places the organism in Eukaryota, Metazoa, Chordata, Actinopteri, Perciformes, Sebastidae. Bases 257 to 1243 code for a protein of 328 amino acids. The record is from RefSeq and is a predicted model, not a curated record. The transcript has 7 exons.
GUGUUAUCCAUCUAUCUAGAAGCAAUGCCAUGUUUUAGUCUAAUACAUUGAAUAAAAAUGCUAUAUCACGUCAGACAGACAUUUGCGGAAGUUGCAACAUUAUUGAAGAGGAUGAGACAGAAGCAGAGUUUUUUUAAAAAACACACACAGUUAUAGCCUCAAAGCAGAAGUCCACUAAAGACCAUCUGAGCGGACCAGACAGACUCCUAACAACCCUCAUACAGAACUGCAGCUGGAUUUCAAACAUUUGUCCAGGAUGAACAGAACACCACAGGACGAAAUUGAGGAAAUCGAAGAAGAAGCUGACUAUGUUAAUGAGCCUGUAUGCACUGUGGAGAAAGUGGCAGCCCCUCCAGACCAGAGGUUUCGCUUCUUCACUCAGUCUUUUCCCCUGAUAGCAGUGUGUUGGCUGAUACUGUUAGUCAUCAUGGGCCUUCGUAUCCACUUUACCUCUGUCAUUUCUGAAAACAACGCCAAGCUGACGGCAGAAAACCAGCAGCUGAACCAGUUAAAAGAAAACCAAACAGCUCUACUGGAGGCCAAUCGCAACCUGACAAACAACAACAACAAACUCAGCUCAGACAAUGAAAACUUGAGGAGGGACCACAAAAAUCUGACCGUCCAGUUUGACAACCUGACAAAAGGCUAUACUGUCUUAGAAAGCAAGACCACAAGCCUGACUGCAGAAAACCAGAAGCUGAACACAAGAAACCAGGAGCUGGAGACACAGAAGAACAACUUAACAGAACAAAUACGAGACAUGGAGACUAACUGGAAUGAGCUGAACGUCAGUCGAGCUCAGUGGAGCAUUGAUGCCUACUGCCCCAAAACAAAUAAUGGGAGACAGUGUGAACCUUGUCAGGAGGGCUGGGAAUACAACAAGCCCAGCUGUUAUGCGAUUAAUAACGCUCCUCCUCCUGAACGGAGAACCUGGGAAGAAGCUCGGGAAGACUGCAGAGGAAAGAAUGCAGAUUUGGCUGUUAUACAUGAUCAAAAGGAGAAGAAAAUAAUCGAUGGUUACAGCAGGGGAAGUUCAGGAACCGAUGGAUACUGGAUUGGCCUGAGAGUUGAAAAUAGGAAAUGGAAGUGGGUCGAUGGAAGUGAUCUGACUGAAAUCUUCUGGAUAGCCUCUCACGGUCACUGUGCAAUAUCUGUCCAGGCCUCAGGAUGGAUAUCAUGGAGAUCAGUGAGUUGUAGUAACAGAAACCGAUGGAUCUGCAAAAAGAAAGCUUUAUCUGUUUAAACAGAGAAGUCAUACUUGAGGAGGUUACUGGAUACUCUGCAAGAUAAUAUCAACUGGCUUAAAAAUAUCAAGAUUUCUACUUCACACCCAGAUCUCAUGUAUACACACAGUUAGAUUAUAAAUACUGUGAAUCUGACUACUGAAACCAGCAUUGAAUAAAAA